Messenger RNA from Aspergillus brunneoviolaceus CBS 621.78, 1803 nucleotides. Its product is annotated as SDR family oxidoreductase. The transcript has 3 exons. Lineage: Eukaryota; Fungi; Ascomycota; Eurotiomycetes; Eurotiales; Aspergillaceae. Gene Ontology annotation, molecular function: oxidoreductase activity, acting on the CH-OH group of donors, NAD or NADP as acceptor. Bases 492 to 1484 code for a protein of 330 amino acids. The record is from RefSeq and is a predicted model, not a curated record.
CGUGGAGGAGGACCAAAUUCGAGGCCUUCUCUUGAGCGGGUCAAACAAUUUUACGGGGUCGCUCUCCGUUUCAACCGGUGGUUCUGGAUUUUCGACCUGAGCUAUGUUCACUGGUUGUUCUCCUUAGCCAUCUCAUAGUAUCGUGCAACAUUUCUUCAAGCACCUAUCAGCACAAUAAAAAAUGCUGCAUCUAUUGGUGAGGCCUCGCCUUGAAUGUCACCCUAAGUUUAUGGCUAGCUCAGUUCUAGCCUAUGGUCUGAAGACUCAAGCUCGGAUAGACUUUUGACCCAGGAUCGUCGUCCGUACCACUUUCUCGUCCCCGGAACUCCAACCCAAACAACCGAGGGUGGUGAUCCCCAGAAUCGCAAUGGUUGCCCGUUUGAGCGACUGCGAGGGCAUGUGAACUGGUGGCGAUGUCUCUUUUAAUGGGCGCGCGUAGCCGCUGGAUGUGAUCUCGUCAAUCAAGGAACACUACAGCCUGCGUCGUUACCAUGAAUUUCCAACAGUCGAUCUCUCUCGUCCAAUCCUGGUCUCUUUCGUUUUGGGCUCAGCUGCCUGAGCCUGUACGGACUGCCCUUGACCGUCAUCCAGUCGUCCCGCUAGCCCUGAACUCUUUGCUCGCUAUUGUUGUCCUGCGGUAUUUGAACCGCGCCCUCACAUCGUGGUCACUGGGGAACUGCUCCGCCAACAGAUGGAACCCAGAUCGUGAGCUGGUCCUCAUCACCGGUGGCAGCAGUGGCAUCGGCCAGCACGUCGUCCUCCAGUUAGCCGAGCGGAGUGUGAAGUGCAUCGUCCUCGACAUCCAGGCACCUACCUAUACUCUGCCCAAAUCUGCUCAUUUCUACAAGACGGACAUCACGUCCACCGACGCGCUCCAUGCCACCGCCGAGCAGGUGCGCGCCGACCACGGCCACCCGACGGUGCUCGUUAAUAACGCCGGCGUGGGCCACGACGGGACCAUCCUCGACGAGCCCGAGAGCAAGAUCCGCCAGACCUUCGAGGUCAACACGCUGGCGCACUUCCUGACGGUGCGCGAGUUCCUGCCGGCCAUGCUGGAGCGCAACCACGGGCAUGUGGUCACGGUGGCGAGCAUGGCCAGCUUCGUCGCGCUCGGCGAGAUGGUGGACUACUGCUGCUCCAAGGCCAGUGCGCUGGCGUUCCACGAAGGCCUGGGCCAGGAGAUUCGACACUGGUAUAAGCGGCCUGGUGUGAAGACGAGCGUCAUUCAUCCGUAUUGGGUCCGGACACCCAUGAUCCAGCAACUGACCGACGCUGGAGAUCUGUUCAAGCAGCCGGUCAUGACGGUGGAGCGUGUGGCUACGGCGAUUACGCGCCAGGUGGUGUCGGGCAAGAGUGGGCAGGUCAUUCUUCCUGAGGCCUACUCGGUUGCCAGUAUGGUGCGGGCAUUUCCGACAUGGUUGCAGGAGCACGUACGAGGGCUCUCUUCGAAAGACAUUCGACGGCUUCGGGAAGCGCAGAAGUGAGAACAAAUUGCUGGCCAAUUGCUACGGUUAGAGGGCCUGAAGGCGUCAGUUCAAUGUGUGGUCGAGAGGUGAGGUCGGUUUCGAAGAAGAUCUUUGUGUGACCCCGAUCCUUUGGCUAAAUCGAUCGAUUAUCUCCCGAUCAGAAGGAGAUAUGUUGCCCGGGACUACUUGGGAUAAUAUGCCUGCAAUGGUAAUAGUGAGUCUGUCGUAAGCUGUAAGGCAGGGUUUUCUCUUCUCCGCUGUCUCGACCAAGCCUCUAUUUCCUUUUCUUUUUUUUCAAACGCUUUUUCGCAAUUGUUAAUAGUAAUGAAGAUCAUAU